AUGUUUUGCACCAGGUGCCUCCGCGCCACCGUAUCGCGGCGUCCGCUGCCGCUCCUGCGGCAAUUCUCGACAACAAUUCCCUUUCGAAACGCCGAGCCCGUCUUUUCGACGCCUAUCACCGGGCCCGGCGAGGCCUUGCCGGACGCUCCCAUUCCCCGGUCGUCCUGUCGAGCUGGGACCCCGCUGAACGGACUCAACUAUUUCAAGGGCGGCCAAGACCCCGUUGCGAAGAAGGACGAGGAAUACCCCGAGUGGCUAUGGUCGUGCCUGGAUGUUCUUAAGAAGAGCGCCGAUUCGGAGGACGCAGAUGCCGGAGACGAGUUCUCAAAAUCAAAGAAGCAGAGAAAGCUAGCAGCCAAGCGUCAGAAGGCCCUCGAGGCCAAGCUGCUUGCCGAGGGCAACCUCGAAGCACUCGCUCCCAAGGUGCCCUUGCAGCACCAGUCCAUCAACAUCCUCGGCGAGGAGAACCAGGGCGUCGAGCACAACAUCGAGGCGGCAGCGAAGCGAGAGGAGCUCAAGAAGGCGAUGCGCAAGGAGAGGAAGGCCAAGAUCAAGGAGACCAACUACCUCAAGUCUAUGUAA
This is a messenger RNA of Fusarium keratoplasticum, 582 nucleotides long. RefSeq lists its product as uncharacterized. Gene Ontology annotation, cellular component: mitochondrial large ribosomal subunit. The coding region runs from base 1 to 582 and encodes 193 amino acids. Gene Ontology annotation, molecular function: structural constituent of ribosome. Lineage: Eukaryota; Fungi; Ascomycota; Sordariomycetes; Hypocreales; Nectriaceae. The record is from RefSeq and is a predicted model, not a curated record. The transcript is spliced from 2 exons.